AUGGAACCACGCGCGCCACGGAGGCGUGCCUCGCGCAGGGUGGAAGUCCGAGCGGCCAUUUUAGGAGCUGGCAAGAGGGGUGGAACAGGCGCUGCCAAGCAACGGUUGACCGGUUUUAACCAAGUGACUGGUACUGCGGGGCGGGGAGACGAGGGCGGUGCCAUCCUAGGGGAUGAGGGGGGCGGGAGGGAGUUAAGAAGGGGAGGGCAGGGGAGGGGAGGGAAGGCAAGGAAAGGCUGGGGACGAAGCAUCCAGCAGAGGGACCAGAUACAGAAACAGCGGGCGGCAAAAGGGCGGGGCGAAGGCCAACGUUUAACCUCCGACGAGUAUGGGCGUGGCCAGAAGAGGCGGGGCAUAGAACAGGUUGACUUUCGGGGCAUGGACAGGAGAGAUGAGAAAAGGUGGAGGGAAAAGGUGUCGGUGGGGGCAGUGAGGAUCGCGAAGUCAGCCUGGGUGUGGGACGACGGGAGGUCUUACGGCCAUAGGGCUGUCUAUGGCAAGGAAAGACCCCUAGAUCACGAGCGAAGUCGAGGCGAAGACAAACACUGGGGCAAGGAGAGGGUUACUUAUGAGAGGGAGCACGGCGAGGAGCGACCACCUGGCGAAGACAGAUCCCGGGGCGAGGGAAGGUCGCCCGGAGUGGAGCAAUUCCGGGGUGGGGCGAGAACCCGAGCAUCAGUGAGGCCCUGCGACCAGGGAAGAUUCCUUAAGGACAAGGCGCAGGCCCGGGAAAGGGCUGGUGCGGAGUGGCGGGCGGGUGCUGAGGAGAAACCAGCGGGGCGGGAGAAGGAGAGGAAUCCGGAGCAGGAGCAGGGCCAGGUUGCCCAGAACUCGGGGAAAGGGAGAAGCCAGGACAAGGGGCGUGGCCAGGAGGGAAAGAGGGGCGAGGAACCAAUCUACGGCAAGAGACAGGGCUUGAGCCCGGACAAGGGGCGUGGCCAGGAGAGAAAGAAGAGAGAGGAACCAAUCUACCGCAAGACACAGGCCUUGAGCCCCGAUAAGGGUCGUGGCCAGGAGAGAAAGAAGAGCGAGGAAUCAACCUGCAAGACACAGGGCUUGAGCCCUGACAAGGGGCGUGGCCAGGAGAGAAAGAAGAGCCAGGAGCCGAUCUACGACAAGACACGGGGCUGGAGCCCUGACAAGGGGCGUGGCCAGGAGAGAAAGAAGAGCCAGGAGCCGAUCUACGACAAGACACAGGGUCUGAUCCAGGACAGGGGGCGUGACCAGGACAGAAAGUCCAUCGAGGAGUCGAUCUACGGCGAGAUUCAGGGUCUGAGCCAGGACAAGGGGCAUGGCCAGGAGAGAAAGUCCAACGAGAACCCGAUCCACGGCAAGACUCAGGGACUGAGCCCCGACAAGGGACGUGGCCAGGACAGAAAGCCCAGCAAGGAACCGAUCUACGACAAGACUCAGGGACUGAGCCAGGGCAGGGAGCGUAGCGUGGACGGAGGUGUGAGCAAGAACUCACAGAAGAACAAGACCAAGACUAGAAGCCGGUUCUUGAGCAGGGCAAGAGCGAAGAGAAAGGGGCGCGGCGAGGAGCAGUUUGAGGGCAGUACAGCCUUUGAGGGCGGAGCCAAGUCCACGAACAAGUCGGUGAUCUCUGAGGGGCAUAAUUCUGAGGGGCGUAAGAGUGGGGAAAAGAAGGGCUUCGGCAAGGUCCUAGCGGCGUGA
Molecule: messenger RNA, 1674 nt
Organism: Phodopus roborovskii (desert hamster)
Lineage: Eukaryota; Metazoa; Chordata; Mammalia; Rodentia; Cricetidae
Exons: 2
Coding region: 1-1674 (557 amino acids)
Source: RefSeq, a predicted model, not a curated record